This is a messenger RNA of Asterias rubens (European starfish), 1386 nucleotides long. RefSeq lists its product as uncharacterized. Bases 295 to 999 code for a protein of 234 amino acids. The record is from RefSeq and is a predicted model, not a curated record. The transcript has 4 exons. NCBI's taxonomy places the organism in Eukaryota, Metazoa, Echinodermata, Asteroidea, Forcipulatida, Asteriidae.
CAUAUCAAAACAGAUGACGUGAGGUUUUUUUAACCGUGAUAUUGUAAAUCGAGGACACCAACAAUGGAUCAUGCCUAUGAUAUAAAAGCUUGGAUUUAUUUGAGAAAAUUAGUUAUAGAACACCAAGAGGUUGUUUGGACAGCACACGGAAGUUUGCCAAAGAUUGGAUGAAAAAAUUGUUUAUCGCACUCAUGACUAGUAAGGCCUAACUACAGUUCAAAAGGACAGAACCCAAUACCAAGACAAUAUAUUCAUGAGAAGACUAAAUCGAAAGCUAGAGCAAGAGUCUUCAAUAUGCAUCCCAUGAAACCUGUUGCCGUAUUUUCAUUACUGCUUGCAUCGCUCCUAGCUGGAGCUAAUGGAGAAGAAUGUGAAACAAACAGAUGUCCUGGAAAUGAACGAUGUUUGACGAGGGAUGUCCCUGGUCUACCUGACUAUGUGUGUGAAUGUACCCAGCCCUACUAUAUGGGCUAUAACUGUAGGGCAACAUCAAAUACCAAAACUAUUGAUACCUGUUACGGAGAUCAAUGCAUAACCGGAAAUUUCUCAUCUCCAAACUAUUUCACAACUGGCUACAACAACAGUGAAUCCUCAUUGUAUCUUAUUUACAUCCCACGAGCAACAGAGAUUCGCUUCACAUUUGCAAGUACUUUUCAAAUUGAAAGAAAUGAUGAUGAGCUGUACGUUGGAGAAGGACUUAUAAUCCCUUACUUGUCUCUGGCAUUUGGAAAUAUCCCCCCUAAGCAAUACUUCUUUGAUGGAUUUGGACCUCCGAGUCCAUUUAGUGUCUACAAUGAUACAGUCUGGAUGUACUUCGCUACUCAUAGAGGUGGAGGAACAUAUCAGGGCUUCCAGAUAUUCUGGAAUGCUACUGUAGCAGAUCCACCAACAACAAUACCAAUGACUACUGAAUCUGUAGCAAGUUCAAAUGUUUCCCAAAGUGGAUUUAUUGCAACACUGAUUGUAUCUGUUAUUCUUGCCAUCUCAUCUGGCUUCUAAUAAAAUAUGUCACUGAACUAAAGGCAAGUCAUUCACUUAACCUUUCUCGGAAAAUGAGCUGCAGCAAAACAAAUCUUAUGAGCAAAUGCACAGCAAUAACAAUCUUUUUGAAAAAUAGAAUCCAAGUAUAUGUUGAAUUGUCCAUUUUGAUUGAUUCAACUUUCCAGCUAACUGUCAAAGGCUCAAGCUGCUAAUCAAUUCAAAAUCUGUAAAUAAUUUAUGCAACCUUAACACUUGCUUCUUCAUUUCAUUGCUUAUCUUCCUGAUAUCUCCUUGCCUACAUGCUCUUUCUCUUGCCUUUUCCACCUCGUCUUUCUAUCAUCUACAUCUGCAAAUGCAGGAUUCCAAUAACAGCCAAUGGUCAGUCAAAGCCAUCUAACAGUAAAU